Coffea arabica (coffee) is the source of this 621-nucleotide messenger RNA. Its product is annotated as bifunctional dTDP-4-dehydrorhamnose 3,5-epimerase/dTDP-4-dehydrorhamnose reductase-like. Gene Ontology annotation, molecular function: methionine adenosyltransferase regulator activity. Gene Ontology annotation, cellular component: methionine adenosyltransferase complex. The record is from RefSeq and is a predicted model, not a curated record. Lineage: Eukaryota; Viridiplantae; Streptophyta; Magnoliopsida; Gentianales; Rubiaceae. Gene Ontology annotation, biological process: S-adenosylmethionine biosynthetic process.
AUGAAUAUUCUUGAUAUUGGAUAUUUUAGAGCCAUUCAAUCACUUCAGCAUCAAGAAGCACCCAACUCUAUUGAUGAACUAAUUUCUGCUGUUGAAAAGUCCUUCAAUGAAUUAUCAUCUGAAAGUCUCAAUAAUGUGUUCUUAACCUUACAACUAUGUAUUGGAUUUAAGGAAGAAGACAAGCCUAAUUUUACUGGUUCAUUCUACUCAAAAAUCAAGGCCAUGAUUGAAGAACUUUUGAAAGAAUAUGAUAAUGUAUGCACCCUUAGAGUUCAAAUGCCAAUAUCAUCUGAUCUUAAUAACCCGCGCAACUUCAUCACAAAGAUUGCAAAGUAUGACAAGGUUGUAAACAUCCCCAACAGCAUGACUGUGUUGGAUGAACUUUUGCCAAUUUCAAUUGAAAUGGCUAAGAGGAACUGCAAGGGCAUAUGGAACUUUACUAACCCAGGUGUUAUAAGUCACAAUGAGAUAUUAGAGAUGUACAGGGACUACAUUGAUCCAAAAUUCAAGUGGACAAAUUUCACCCUUGAAGAACAGGCCAAGGUUAUUGUAGCUCCUCGCAGUAAUAAUGAGAUGGAUGCAUCCAAGCUGAAAAAGGAGUUUUGUCAUGGAGCGAGCUAA